This is a messenger RNA of Saccoglossus kowalevskii, 2406 nucleotides long. RefSeq lists its product as uncharacterized. NCBI's taxonomy places the organism in Eukaryota, Metazoa, Hemichordata, Enteropneusta, Harrimaniidae. Gene Ontology annotation, molecular function: CoA-ligase activity. The record is from RefSeq and is a predicted model, not a curated record.
CAAUAUAAACGUAUAUGGCGACCCUUCACGCAUUCCUCGCGCUAUCGAUCGAUAAUACGCCACUGUGUAAUAUGGUAGGAAGAUUAAGGUAAUUGGUGGAUAUAACACGUCACGUGAUGGUGGGCUGUGAAUGGGUUGUGAAUGAAAACACUGUCGCUGUACCACUGUACUCUGCACUAUUUCGUUGUAUUGAUUGUCGACAUUUCUUUUCUGGAGCUAAGACAUCCGGCCGACUGUAUUUACUAGAUAGAUGGCGCUGGUUUUACGGCGUUGUUGGCCAGUGUGCUCUCGGGGUGUGACGUCAUAUCCGGGAAGAAUACUUGGAUCUCAAUCUUAUAGCCACACCAGAACGAAAAAUAAUAAACUCUUUAUGAAAUGUACGUCGUCAAGAGGUUUCAGUAAAACGGCGAUAACGUCUUCAGUUGGUAUUUUAAAAAGUAAAUACCCGGAUUUCGACAUUCCAACAAACCUGUCUUUGCCACAGUUCGUAUUAGCCGACUUUGAUAAACGGGGUGAUGCCGUGGCACUGGUAAAUGGUUUCACUGACCGCUCCUACACAUUCAAACAACUUAAAAAUGCCAUUCAUAACAGUGCCAGUGGGCUAUCACGUGAUGGUUUUCGUCAAGGUGACGUAUGUGCAAUAUUUUCACCAAAUAUCCCAGAAUUCUUCAUUGCCUUCAACGCAGUGGCUUCCAUUGGUGCCAUAAAUACAACUGUCAAUCCAUUGUAUACUGUGGAUGAACUGGCAAACCAGCUGAACGAUUCAGAAUCCAAAUGCAUCAUAACCAUACCACAGUUUGCCGACAAAGCCAGAGAAGCUGCUGAGAAGUGUAGUAACAUUAAGGCUAUUUAUGUAUUUGGUACCGAAGCCACUGAUGGUUGUAUACCUUUUACAAAACUGAUGGAGGAUGAUGGAUCGGCGUUUCCUAGCAACAUUAGCAUAAAUCCAAUGGAGGAUUUAGUGGUUUUGCCAUACUCCAGUGGAACUACCGGAGAGCCGAAAGGGGUGAUGCUGUCACAUUAUAAUUUAAUAUCUAACAUUACACAAUUAAGCUACCCUGGCCUCUUCAAAUACAAACCGGACGUCGAUUGCCUGCUGGGACUUCCGCCUUAUUUCCACAUCUAUGGGAUGACUAUGUUACAGAGUGGUUUAUGGCAAGGAGUCAAGCACGUGACUUUGCCGAAGUUUGAACCGGAAGAGUUCCUUAGAAUCAUCCAAGAUUACAAAAUCACAUGCGCACCUAUAGUUCCACCGAUUGUACUAUUCCUCGCCAAGCACCCGUCAGUGGAUAACUAUGACCUGAGCAGUUUAAAAGAGAUACUUAGCGGGGCUGCUCCACUCGGUGCCAAGAUUGUACAUGCUGUGAAGGACAGACUGGAUAACAACGAUCUGAAGUGUAGGCAAGGUUUUGGUCUUACUGAGCUGAGUCCAGUGGUGAAUAUUGGAAAUUUACUUGAAGACUGUCACCCAGGAUCAGUAGGACAAUUAGUACCAAAUACAGAAGCAAAGGUAGUAGAUGUAAAAACCGGAGAGAUUCUAGGGAAGAGACAAAACGGUGAGCUGUGCUACCGUGGACCUCAGAUGAUGAAGGGAUACUUAAAGAACGAGAAAGCAACUGCAGAUACGAUCAAGGACGGAUGGUUGCAUACAGGUGACAUUGGAUUUUAUGAUAAUGAUGGACAGUUCUACGUGGUGGACAGACUCAAGGAGCUUAUCAAAUAUAAAGGGUUCCAGGUGGCGCCAGCUGAAAUAGAGGCAUUGCUUCUAACUCACACCGACAUCAAAGAUGCUUGUGUAAUUGGUAUCCCGGACGAAGAAGCUGGAGAACUCCCCAAAGCCUUUGUUGUUGCCAAUUCGAGUACAGUGAAUCCUAAAGACAUACUUUCAUUUGUCGAGAGCAAAGUGGCACCACACAAGAGACUACGAGGUGGUAUAGAAUUUGUCAAUGAAAUCCCCAAAACAGCCAGUGGAAAAAUACUACGACGAAACCUUAGAGACAUUUAGGUGAAAGUUGAACACAGUUUUAACUGAUUUGAACUUUGACCCUGUGAACAUUUUUAAUUAUGUACAUAGACUGUUCAUAUUUGCAAAAUAACAUUCUAAUUCAUUGCAAUUAUUUAUUACAGUUUAUAGCUUUAUCAAAUAUUAUGUUCUACCAAAGAUCAAAUAUCAAGGAUCGACAUUCUACCAUUAAAAUAGAGAAGGUGGCGGAAUUUCUUCUUUGUGAAUAAGGGGGCCAAUUUAUUCAGUUUGUGAAAGAGAAUAUCGUUUGAAACUAAAAUAGGGUUAUAACCGCCAAAGGUCUCUGUCAAUAUUACGCAAUACAUUUUCACGGGCUAUGCUGGUAAUUUUAAAAUGACAAUCAUUUUUAUUUCAAAAUACUUUUUUAGUAAACUUUGUUUUAA